Sphaeramia orbicularis (orbiculate cardinalfish) is the source of this 1638-nucleotide messenger RNA. RefSeq names its product alpha-(1,3)-fucosyltransferase 4-like. Lineage: Eukaryota; Metazoa; Chordata; Actinopteri; Kurtiformes; Apogonidae. The record is from RefSeq and is a predicted model, not a curated record. Gene Ontology annotation, cellular component: membrane. Gene Ontology annotation, molecular function: alpha-(1->3)-fucosyltransferase activity.
GAACCCAGACCAACGCUGCCACGUCAAAAUGUUUGGGCAUACAAACUAGAGCAUGCACUUUUUUUCCUCUGUUUUGACCAAGAAGACGGUGUAAAUUACCACCACCACAAGGACAGGCAUCAUUACGCAUGCUGGACUAGUCUAUGCUUUUAUGUGCCCUGUAGAUCUAUUACCUGUUUAUCUGCCUUUCUUAUCUAAUCUGGAGUCCAACUUGACUCGUACAGUGGAACAUUUGGGUGUGUCAGCAGGCUGCAAUGGAGGCCAGGAUUUAUUUCGUCCUUAUUUUUCCUGUGUGAAAAUGUUAUCAAAUAGGUGCAGCACUUUGUGAACAAAGGGAACAAACUGAUUGUGAUAUGAGGAGAGCUGCUGCACGACUUUAACUGAGGGGAAGUGCUGGCUGAAAUGCGUCGAUGGGCUUUGGGACUCGUUGGAACACACCGGUUCGUCCUGUAAUCACAAACAACUCACAGAGCAGGCUUGUCUCAGCUGGAGAAAUGCAGUGUGCUUGUCGUAAAGAGAACAUGUUCCUCUGUGUGUGUGGCAACCGUCGGGUUUGUUUUACUUCUGGGAGUCUGUCUGCUCUACCUACCGGACCCCUUCAGUCUUGAACCGCUGGUUUCCGUGUCUGAUGACAACAGUGAGGUGACGCUCCUGAUAUGGAUGCACCCGUUCGGCCAGUACCGGAAACUUCCGCACUGUGGGGGGCUCUACGGUAUCGAGGGAUGUACGCUUACCGACAGUCACCUCGACUACCCCCAGGCGGACGCCGUGAUCAUCCACCACCGGGAGAUUGCCACCGGCGCCGCCGAACUGCCCCAACCGCGGCCACGUGCGCAAAAAUGGGUAUGGAUGAACUACGAGUCACCCGCGCACACACCGGGUCUGUGGCGUUUCGAGGGCGUUUUCAACCUUACAAUGACCUACCGGACAGACUCUGACAUUUUCCUGCCGUACGGAUAUCUGAUUCCACGUGGACGCAGAGCCAAGGGUCUCCAGAACCGCUACGCGCGCCCUCUCCACGUACUCUCGCGCUCUCUCCUCCGGCCCCGCCUUGUGGCCUGGGUCAUCAGUAACUGGUCGGAGUCCCAAGCGCGGGUGGCCUUCUACUACCAGCUCCGCCGGUACCUUCAGGUGGACGUGUUUGGGCGCGCGGGUCGCCCGUUACCGGCGGGCAGUGGCAACGUUGUGCGGCUGGUCAGCCGGUACCAGUUCUACCUUGCGCUGGAGAACUCUCCGCACACAGACUACAUCACUGAAAAGCUGUGGAACGCGGUGCUGGCAGGUGCUGUGCCGGUGGUCCUGGGUCCGUCCAGGCAAAAUUAUGAGCGCUUCUUGCCCCCCCCAGGCCUUUAUCCACGUAGACGAUUUUCCAACUGUUCGAGCUUUGGCCGGUACCUGCUGAUGCUGAAGCGCAACCCGAUUCAGCUGAAGCGGCACCUGGACUGGAGGGGGAGCUACAGUGUACACCAGCCUUCCUUCUGGGCUGAGCACUACUGUACAGUCUGCAGGGCGGUGAAGAAGACCAGGGGCAAAGCAACGCGGAGCUGACACAGAAGAAACAAUUUACAACUUCUUCACAUCUUUGACCCAGAAGUAACUGGAAUCCAUAAGGGGGAGGAGUGAGUGUGAUUUUCUUCA